This is a messenger RNA of Lichtheimia ornata, 906 nucleotides long. RefSeq lists its product as uncharacterized. NCBI's taxonomy places the organism in Eukaryota, Fungi, Mucoromycota, Mucoromycetes, Mucorales, Lichtheimiaceae. The transcript has 4 exons. The coding region runs from base 1 to 906 and encodes 301 amino acids. The record is from RefSeq and is a predicted model, not a curated record.
AUGGAAGACCAACGUAUGCCUUCUUUUGUUUCUAUUGCUCCCAACAAUAAGCGAAAACGUGCUGCCGCCGAGAAUGCCAAUCGAAAGAUCAUGAGAAAAAGAGGAAAACGCGCUGCUGUUUCGGUGCCAGAUGAAGAGAUGGAAAGUUUGACGAAUCGUGACGCCAACACAACACCUAUGGAAGAGGUUGAACAAGUGGGCAAGGUGAACAAUACCGAGAGACGCAAAAAGAGGGGCACCACGCGUGUUGACAGCAAACUUCAAGACGACGAGGUUAAGGAUCAACCACAAAAUGGCACCGAGAAAGAUAAGGAUGAGAUCAUGGAUGAACGCGACACCUCUGCAGCAACAACAAAUGAUGAUGACAAGACAGCAUUGGUGAAGGAAAAGGAAUCGAACAAUGAAAAGGAUACAGCUCAAUCUCAGGAUGACAGCGUUGACAAAAAGGAGGAGGAGACUGCUUCUGAUAAGGAAAAUCAAUCGUUGCCAUGCAAUGAAUCCUCAGCUCAGACUCAAGAUCACGUUGAUACCAAGGAUACUGGUGACAAGAACGAGGAGGAUAACAAUGCGCCACGCAAUGAGAAUGCAAUCAUGGCAGAGAAUGAUGACGAUGUUUCAAAGCAAAAGUCAACGACGACUUCCGGUUCUUGCAAAGAUGAUGGUGAUGACAAGGUUGAAGCCAUGCAACGUGGCGAUGAUGAUGUUGCUGAGGAACAACAGGAUCCUGUGGAUACUGAGAUGGAGACAACAUCCACUACUGCAAAGGCAAAUGAGGAAACGGAGGAAUCAUCACAGGCUGAGAACAAUGGAGAGCAACAACAAAGUGAUGCACCUGAAGAGGAACAACCCAAGCCUGUGAGGAAGUCAUGGCUAUCAAGCAUUUGGAGCGCAUUCUGGGGCAACUAG